AUGCGACUCUUUGAUCACCCCUUGGCAUUGGAUUGGACUUGUCGUCAUCAGGAUAGACCCCUUGUCGUCGAAAUUGGACUCGAAGUCGUUGCCAUUGGAAUGGACCCGUUCGUCGUCGGUCGGGACUCGUCGCCAUUGGAAUGGACCCCUAGUUGUUGGAUUGGACUCCCGGCCCAGGAACACAACCACCGUCUCCCCUUCUUCCCUCUCCAGCCAUCCAGCAUUGUCAAGGAGAGACUCGGUGGCAUUCUUGACUUUGUCCCAAGCUACGUUGACUUCCUCCACCUUGAGAGGCUCCCCUGGUCCCUUAACAACCUCAUUUCGGCACCCCCCGCUCUGUGCAACCGCCUUGAGAGCCUCUCCCGCUCCCCUGACAACUUUGUGACCACCUUGAGAGCCUCUGCCGCUCCCCUGACAACUUCACCUUCACACCCAUCUCUCAGUCAGUACCUCCUUCCAAGCCCGUCAUCACCAAGCACUCACCUCUUCUUCUAUAUUUACUCAAGCCCCGCCAAGGUCAGCGCCGCCUUUGCAGCGGUCAUCAAUCACCACGUCUGCAAACGCUUCCACUUCUUUGAAUGGGUCAAGCUACACGGCAAGUGCGAGUUGGUCUUCUAUGUGCCCCCCCAAAGCCACCUUUUUGCUUCAGCUCCUAGUUGUUUUGUCGAGUCCUCUUCCGUCCUUCAUCUCCGCUGA
Messenger RNA from Puccinia triticina, 696 nucleotides. RefSeq lists its product as uncharacterized. The record is from RefSeq and is a predicted model, not a curated record. NCBI's taxonomy places the organism in Eukaryota, Fungi, Basidiomycota, Pucciniomycetes, Pucciniales, Pucciniaceae. Bases 1 to 696 code for a protein of 231 amino acids. The transcript has 3 exons.